AAAUUCAAUGCACAUCGUCACAUCAACAAUGGGCACAAGACUGACCACAAGUACAGUUUCUAAAUUAAGCAACUGACACAUGUGGAGAGCUAUAUUGUCACAAGUGAUACAAUUAGGUAAUUACACUGGUUAGUCACUAGCCAAUAGCCGUGGGAGAUGGACGUGCUCUUCUUUCUCUCCGGGCAUUAUGUUAUAUUGUUUAUUAUCUUAAUGUUAUAUGCAAAGGAUUAUUAUAUUAUAUAGAAUUAUAUUAUUUUAUAUUAUAUUACGAGUCCCGUGUUGCAGUGGUUGCUGCAGUCGUCUCACAACCGACGUGACCCGAUGAUGAUGAUGAUUUCAUUUAUAAAUUAUACAUAAUUACAUGUUGCAGUAGUUAAUUAUAGCAGGUACAUAAAUUAUAUAUUAUAUAAAACCAUUAUAAUACGGCGACCGUUUAGAACAUGACAAAAUAAUUUAAUUAACUUAUUUUAGCAGUCCAAAUGAGGGUGCAUCACAGAUUUGUCACGAGUAUUGGAAGAAUAUUCUUGAGCUGUACCCAGAUUUUGCCAGUGGAGGCUAAUAAUCUCUCCUGAUUCCGUCAAUGAUUAAUUAACCAUCCUGAGAUGGGGGAUAUUAGAUGAACUUAUAGCUAGUUUUUUAUCUACACUUUUUAAUCUUUCAUGUGGAAUAGGGUGUAUAUGAUUUAUACGCAUAUGAUCUAUAUAUAUAUAUAUAUGAUUUGUACAUACGUAUAUAUACCUAUAUGAUCUAUACACUUGUGAAUAGAAAAUUAAAAAACGAACCAAGUUUGUUAUUCGUUACCAUGGCAACAUGAAAUAAACAAAGCGACGUAGCAAAAUAGAUCAAAAUAUCUCCGUGUUACUUAGUGGAUAAAUAAUUAUUCAAACAAGUUCAUUUCUUUAUAGAAUGUUGCAAACAAUUUAAUAAAUCUUUAUUAAAGAGUUUCUACUUUAUUAAAAUAUUAACAUAUUGGGAGAUUGUCGAAGAAAGGUUACAAUCGUCUCUCAUGAUUUCAUACGUUUUCAUAAGCCGGAUAUAUCUACAGUAUAUGUGUGUGUGUGUGUACUUUGUGUUGCAUCUGCUGUUAGCUGAUCUUUUAAAUGUUUCACGCAUGGUGGACGCAGCUGACUGACGAGUGCCAUGGCAAGUUCAAGCAGCGAUGACUUUUUUGAAGACGAUGGAAGUGAGAGUGCGGCUGAGAAAGGCAGAGAAAAGGGCAUUAGCUCCCCUAUGGAGGAGCCUGGGGAUGACGGAGGAAGAGUCUCCAACAUCGAAGACAAAACCAAUUCCAACGACACGGAAGAAUAUUCCUUCGAGGCUUGCCAGGAGAGCGGCAGUAGUGACGGUGAGAGUAGAGGGAGCAGCGUAAGCAGCCAGGAAGAUGCUGAGGAGGAUGCACGAGAUGAAGAAGUUGCAGGAGAGGCUGACAGUUGUGCUAGUGACAAGACCGAGAGUAACGGCGAGAGUGAGGAGCUGCAUACGUUGUUUGAUGGAUCAAGGAACACCUUCCCGGGACCCGCUAGGCCUGCAGUAGCAGCAGUUUCUUCUCGACCCCGUCCAACCUCAGCUAAGAGUCCCAUGAGAGUGUUAAUUAACUCUCCUUCCUCGACACUUCAGCCUGAAACAACAGAUGUCAAUGAGGCUAUGGUUCCUAGGAAGCCCCCUGGCCAAGGGUCAGGAGUGAAUAGGAAGCUGUCUGGCCUGGUGCCUGGUCUGGGUACCCCACCACUGUUGGUGAGCAAGAGUUCCAUGCAUGACCGACCCGCCACUGCCCAUGGGUCCAGGGAAGCCUCGCCUCAACCAGCUCGCAUCAGUAGGAAUCCAGUGCUCACAGCUAACAACAUGGGAAUUAACCAAGUCCUAACCAGCAAGGAAAAAUCCUCCAAAAUUGGUGGGAUGCGUCCCUCCAGUGUUGGCAGUGUUUGGUCUGGUCCCCGUCGCCCACCGCCCACACACGCCACGACUGUUGACAUGCCUAGACAGAAACCUCUCGGGAACUACUCUCGUAGCCUUAAGAUGCUUGGUGUGAAGGUCCCGUCUCCUCCUCCUAAAGACCUCAGAACUGCGCAGCGGUCCUCAUCAUCACAGUCGUGGCAGAGCAGCGGGAAGCUCCAUACCCGGGUCACCCGUCGGACCACAUCCCUGGAGGAUGUGACCCGCGUCAUCCCUCAGGUCAAGACCCCGCAGGCCCUCCACAUGCUCACAGUGGGUACGUCAGGGCUCACAGUGGGUACGUCAGGGCACACAGAGGAUGAGGGCCAGCGAGCCACGCUGAGCCAGGCCGUGUAUGAGGAGUGGUGUAUCAGGCGCUCGAGACAACUGCGUUCAAGACAACUCAGAGCCGAGGAGAAGAGUCAGGAAGAGGAGACGAGGAAACAAAAGAUUAAAAAGGAUCUACAGUUGAAGGUGAGUCAAGCUGUCACGGAAUGGGAGGAAAAGAAGAGACAACAAAAGAAAAAGGCGAGAGAAAUGAUCCUGGAAGAAGAACGGAAGAAGAAUAGGAAGGAAAAAGUGAAGGACGAAAAACAAAUGAAAAUAACAGCUGCAGUCAUAGCAUGGGAGACGGAGAAAAAUGAACUAGCAAAAAUGAGGAGAGAGAAGAAGAGACAAGAGAGAGAAACCAAGAAAGAGGAAGAGAGAAAGAGGUGUUUAAAGAAGGAAGAAUCAGAAAUGAUGUUCCUCAUGUGGAAACAGCAGAAGAAUGAAGAAGAGAAAGAGAAGCGGAAGAAGAAGAAGCAAGAGGAAGAGGAGCUGAAGAGCAAGGAAGAGCAAGAGGAGCUGGAGAAGAGGCAGGGGGCCAACUUAGCCUUUGCGGCCUGGAAAAGAAGCAAGUUGCUGGAAGCUGACGAGAAUAUGAGAAAAGUCAUAGUCACAUCCGAAAUAGAGAAGUCCUCGGCAGCCAGGAGGAGCGGAGAACGCUCGACGGAGGCGCUGAAGGCAUAUGAGGAGUGGCUGGGCCAGGUAGAGGAACGUGAACCGCUCCGAGACUAUGAGAAUGCUAGGGCCGCCAUCUUGGCUCAGCUGCGACCACCUUGGUGUCCAGGUGGCUCCUCCAGCUCUCUACUGAAGUGCUGAUGGAGGCUUGGAGAGGGUACAGUAUGAGAGAGAGAGAGAGAGAGAAUGUUAACCCUUCUAUGACUAUCAUUAAUAUAUAAAGACUAAUAUAAGCACAUUAUAUUAAGAUAGGUGUUUAUCUUAUGGGGGUCCAUCAACCUCAAGAAGGUUAUUAAGGCCGUGAUACUAGCUUAAUAGCCAGCUUACAAGUACAUAUUCUUUAUCUUUGAACAUACAGUUGAUUGGAACUCAAGCAAACACUCUGUGUAUGUACAUCAAGAAGCAGGACCUCUCUCUUUGUGUAUAUACCCAACCAAAUAUUUUAAACAGUUGAAUGAAUAUCCUGAAAAUUACGUUAUUAUAUCACUUCAGUCUUUGGGAAACUAUCAUGUUAUUUUUAAAGCAUAUCUUGAUCUCUUGCUGUAUCGGAUACGUUUCCAAAAGUUAAAAUCUAAUAGCUUAAAUGGGGUCGCCAUGAUACAUGGGUCGCCAUGAUACACGGGUCGCCAUGAUACAUGGGUCGCCAUGAUACACGGGUCGCCAUGAUAUAUGGGUCGCCAUGAUACACAGGUUGCCAUGAUACAUGGAUUGCCAUUAUACACGGGUCACCAUGAUACACGGGUCAUCACGAUACACGGGUCGCCAUAAUACAUGGGGCACCAUGAUACACGGGUCACCACGAUACACGGGUUGCCAUGAUACACGGGUCACCAUGAUACACGGGUCGCCAUGAUACAUGGGUCGCCAUGAUACACGGGUUGCCAUGAUACACGGGUCGCCAUGAUACAUGGGUCGCCAUAAUACAUGAGGGUCACCAUAAACCAGAGUGUGGAACACACAAGGAUGUCUAACUGGCAAGUCUCACUGCUUCUGCUUCAGUGUGAAAUUGAGACUAUUUGGAGGUCCAUUAUUUAUAUUUUUUGAACGUUACGAUUUUUGGAAUUAUAUUUUUUGAAAAAAUAUAUUGUGAAUUUUAUUAUUUAUAAUGCUGACUUUUUGUGGUUUAUCUCCUUCCUGGACAAUGCUUCCUGCCUGCCGCGGGUUCUUAAUUCUGGCAGACUAAUGACCGCUGACUAAAGCUGGCUGACUAAUGACUGCUGACUGAAGCUGGCUGACUAAUGACUGCUGACUGAAGCUGGUUGACUAAUGACUGCUGACUGAAGCUGGUUGACUAAUGACCACUGACUGAAGCUGGCUGACUAAUGACUGCUGACUAAAGCUGGCUGACUAAUGACUGCUGACUGAAGCUGGUUGACUAAUGACUGCUAACUGAAGCUGGCUGACUAAUGACCGCAGACUAAAGCUGGCUAACUAAAGUUGGCUGGCUAUUGCUGGUUGACUAAAACUAGCAAACUAAUGAUGGUAACUAAUAUGUGUUUUGGUUUGAUUCUAUGUAUUUUUUUGUUUGGUUCUAUGUAUUUCGGUUUAAUUCUAUGUAUUUUGGUUUGGUUGUGUGUGUUUUGUUCGGUGUUGAGCUGAAGGCUUAACAACAACUGGUUGUUAAGGCCGUGAGACUAGCUUACAGACCAUCCAGCUAGUAUACUUUAACUCUGAACAUUGUCCAGUAUUAAAGUAAACUCUGUGUAUAUGCACCGUGAAAUGGGGUACACCUCUCUGUAUAUAUAUCCCUUGCUGUAAGUAUUUUUAAUUAAUUUAUAAUCAUACAUAUAGUACAAACUUUUUUACUUAGGUGUAAAUAAAUGCAUAACAUUUACAGCUAAUUAUUGCUGAGGAGAGAAAAGGUCAUUGUAUAUAAAUAAAAUAUAUUAAUGUA
Messenger RNA from Procambarus clarkii (red swamp crayfish), 4828 nucleotides. Its product is annotated as histone-lysine N-methyltransferase, H3 lysine-79 specific. Gene Ontology annotation, biological process: regulation of mitotic cytokinesis; mitotic spindle assembly; mitotic cytokinesis. Gene Ontology annotation, cellular component: astral microtubule. The record is from RefSeq and is a predicted model, not a curated record. Lineage: Eukaryota; Metazoa; Arthropoda; Malacostraca; Decapoda; Cambaridae. Gene Ontology annotation, molecular function: microtubule binding.